Acanthaster planci (crown-of-thorns starfish) is the source of this 2679-nucleotide messenger RNA. RefSeq names its product pumilio RNA binding family member 3 (gene pum3). The record is from RefSeq and is a predicted model, not a curated record. Gene Ontology annotation, biological process: regulation of translation. Lineage: Eukaryota; Metazoa; Echinodermata; Asteroidea; Valvatida; Acanthasteridae. Gene Ontology annotation, molecular function: mRNA binding. Gene Ontology annotation, cellular component: nucleolus.
ACACUAGAGAGAGAUCCACGUGCUUGCGCUGCAGUGUCCCCUGCUUCUCCAUGCGUUGUGCGACACUUCGAGUUCGGUUAUUUCUAACAAAAACACGGGUAAGAAUGGAAAAGAGAGCGCCACAUUAAAACAGCGGAGAUAUUUUCACAGUCAUGGCUAAGCCAAAGAUGAAGUCGGUGUCCUCACCAAAAGUUGCUUCAUACCCAUCUAAAACAACAGUCUCAAAAAAAGUUGGUAAACAAUCAAGACCUGGUGGUAAACAAGGUGGCAAGCUGCCAAAGCAAAGUGGAGGUUUGAAGAAAGCUAAGAAGCUUCAGACAGAGAAAGCACCCAGUGACAAAGAGAAUCCCUCAGAGAGAUUCCGCAGGAAGAAGGCAUUCAAAUUCUCCAGCAGUGGAAGUAAAGCUGCAGCAAAGAAGCAAGGCGUCAAGAGAAAAAGCCCCAGUGAUGAGAAAGCAGAUGAGGAAGGAGAUACCAAACGGCCCAAACUUGAAGAAUUGAGCUUCAAGGAUAGGAAGCUGGAACGACGUAAGCUCAAGAGUAAUUAUGAACUGACGCAGCGAGCCAAAACAAUCUGGAAUACUGUCAGAGAGAAAAACUGCAGCAAAGAGAAAAGAUCCAAGCUGCUGACAGAGCUGUGUGGUCUAAUCCAAGGCAAAGUAUUUGAGCUUUUGUCAGCACAUGAUACUGUCAGAGUCAUCCAGUGCUGUCUGCAGUUUGGAAGCGACAAACAGAGACAGGAGAUCUUUGAUGAGGUCAAAGAUGCUGAAAAAAUCUUGCUGUUGGCAAAAGGAAAGUACUCCAAGCACUUUGUGAUGAAGAUGCUUCGUUACGGCAAGAAGGAGCACCGGUCCUACAUCAUGACAUGCUUCCACGGUCAAGUCAGCAAGUUGGUCCGCCAUCGGGAAGCAGCAGAGGUCUUGGAGUUGGCAUACAACUAUCAUGCCAAUGCCAAGCAGCGUUCGGCCUUGCUGGAGGAGUUUUACAGCCCUCGCUUUGCCAUCUUCAAGGAGGAAGGCACCCACACACUUGAGGACAUCUUGGAAAAAGAGCCAGAUAAGAAGCAGGGCAUCAUGGAACACAUGCUGAAGAUGCUCAGCCAAGUCAUCGAAAAGUCAGUGGUGAAACAUUCCAUUGUCCACAAAGCUCUGUUGGACUUCUUGGUUCAUGCACCAGCCAAGAUGAAGACGGAAUUGAUAGAAGGAAUGCGGGACGUGGUUGUUCAUAUACUUCACACUCAUGAUGGAGCGAGGGCGGCCAUGCAUUGCUUGUGGUUUGGCACAGCUAAGGAUCGUAAGGCCAUCAUCAAAUCCUUCAAGACGUUUGUCGUCAAGAUAUGUAAGGAAGAGUUUGGUCACCUGGUGCUCCUGGCAUUGUUUGACUGCGUAGAUGACACAUUACUGGUUCGAAAAGUCAUCAUCGAUGAAAUGAUGAAAUCUAUCUCAGAGGUUGCAGAGGACCAGUACGGACGUAAAGUGCUACUUUAUCUCCUCUCUCCGAGGAACUCCACUCAUUUUCAUCCCCAGAUAGUGGAGAUACUAAGGAAAGGAGAUGGCAAUCCAGCCAGCAAAAAGGAAACAGAGCUGAGAAGAAAGGAGUUGUUAGCGGCAGCCUCGGAUCAUUUGCUUAGCUUUGUAAGCGAGAACGCCAAGGAACUAACUUGUAGUAAAUCAAGCUGCCUCCUCCUGCUAGCUGUACUUACCCACGCCAAAGGUGAUAAGGUUGGAGGGUACCAGGCAAUUGCAUCCUUAGCUGCUGAGGAGUUUAUACCAGCCUUGGCAAGUGAUGAAGAGAGCCAGCUAAAUGAGGUUCACAUCAUUGAACAUCCAGCGGGUCAUCUAGUUAUCAGAAAGCUACUUCAGCAUCAGAAAACAACACUUGAAAAUGCCGCAGGAGGUGGCGAGAUUGAGCGGCUGUUCUCGGAUGUUUUUCUUGAUGCUGUCGACCAGAAUAGUCUCCAGGCUUGGACCAGAGCCAACAGAGGAGCUUUGGUCUUGGCCAGCCUUCUGGAUUGUGGCCAAACCAAAUCACGGCAGCGUGUCAUCAGUGCCCUGAAACCUAUCAUGAGCCAUCUUGUGAAGAUCAACACCAAAGGAAUGGAGGUCCUCAUGGAAAAACUGCAGCAGGAGAAAUGAACCGUCUGGCCAUGAAGUGAACAUCAUAAGCAAUAUCUUUUAGCCAGUUCUGUUAGCUACCAUCAAAUUGUCCAGGACAAAUCAGAAAUAUCUCGGAGAAGAGUGCCCAAAGUGUGAAGGAUUUGUUAUUCUCAUCAUAUAGCAGGGAUAGAUUUAAUGAUAACUUUAUUUUCAAAUCCUUGGGAUGAUUUCAUGAGAUUAAAUGUUAUUUGUGGGAUCUUUUUAGAUGUAACAUUUCUCAGUUUUGCUCAGUCAACAGGACUAGACGGUCACAGCAAUUAAUUGAAAGUAAUUUCGUCAUAAAAACUUUUCUGGAGAAGUCUACACAAUAUGCAUCCUGUUUUGAGGGUCCCCGGCUUGGUAUUUAAUUGUCACAAUGUACAAAACCUUCUCCAUAUAUUACACUGUAUCGUAAUCACAGUGUUGGUUGUUUCUUGUGAACAGUCAGAAAUAAUCCUUCAAACCUGACAUUUGCAUUGUGUCUUCAGACUUUGAAUUUUCUGGAUGAUAAUUUUUAAUAAAACCAUUCAACAUCUUUCAUGCA